GUGGAGCUGCCGGCGGAGCCCGGCCCGAGCUCCCUCGACUUCGCGUGUCCCGGGCGUCCGUCGGGGGCCGAGGUGCCUCCCGCAGGGAGUCCCCGUGAGGCCGCGCUCCCGCGUUAUCCGCAGCGGCCGGGGGUCCGGGGAGUGCGGGGCUCCGAGACCGAGCGGGGCGCCCCCCAGCGGUCGGCGCGGGCCCCAUGGCUGGGCCGGGCGGAGCGGAACCGGUGAGGUGAAGCCCGGGGGCCGGCAGCCGGAGCGCGUGGCGGGGGCGCCGGCUCCAUGGGCAGCGGCACACGGCGGCGCGAUGAUGGACGUUAACAGCAGCGGCCGCCCAGACCUCUACGGGCACCUCCGCUCUUUCCUUCUGCCAGAGGUGGGGCGCGGGCUGCCCGACCUGAGCCCCGACGGUGGCGCCGACCCGGUCGCGGGCUCCUGGGCGCCGCACCUGCUGAGCGAGGUGACAGCCAGCCCCGCGCCCACCUGGGACGCGCCCCCGGACAAUGCCUCCGGCUGUGGGGAACAGAUCAACUACGGCAGAGCCGAGAAAGUUGUGAUCGGCUCCAUCCUGACGCUCAUCACGCUGCUGACGAUCGCGGGCAACUGCCUAGUGGUGAUCUCCGUGUGCUUCGUCAAGAAGCUCCGCCAGCCCUCCAACUACCUGAUCGUGUCCCUGGCGCUGGCCGACCUCUCGGUGGCCGUGGCGGUCAUGCCCUUCGUCAGCGUCACCGACCUCAUCGGGGGCAAGUGGAUCUUUGGCCACUUUUUCUGUAACGUCUUCAUCGCCAUGGACGUCAUGUGCUGCACGGCCUCGAUCAUGACCCUGUGCGUGAUCAGCAUUGACAGGUACCUUGGAAUUACAAGGCCCCUCACCUACCCUGUGAGACAAAAUGGGAAAUGCAUGGCGAAGAUGAUUCUCUCCGUCUGGCUUCUCUCUGCCUCCAUCACUUUACCUCCGCUCUUUGGAUGGGCUCAGAAUGUAAAUGACGAUAAGGUGUGCUUGAUCAGCCAGGACUUUGGCUACACGAUUUACUCUACCGCAGUGGCAUUUUAUAUCCCCAUGUCCGUCAUGCUUUUCAUGUACUACCAGAUUUACAAGGCUGCCAGGAAGAGUGCUGCCAAACACAAAUUCCCUGGCUUCCCUCGAGUGGAGCCAGACAGCGUCAUCGCCCUGAAUGGCAUAGUGAAGCUCCAGAAGGAGGUGGAAGAGUGUGCAAACCUUUCGAGACUCCUCAAGCAUGAAAGGAAAAACAUCUCCAUCUUUAAGCGGGAACAGAAAGCAGCCACCACCCUGGGGAUCAUCGUCGGGGCCUUUACCGUGUGCUGGCUGCCAUUUUUCCUCCUCUCGACAGCCAGACCCUUCAUCUGUGGCACUUCCUGCAGCUGCAUCCCACUGUGGGUGGAGAGGACAUUUCUGUGGCUAGGCUAUGCAAACUCUCUCAUUAACCCUUUUAUAUAUGCCUUCUUCAACCGGGACCUGAGGACCACCUAUCGCAGCCUGCUUCAGUGCCAGUACCGGAACAUCAACCGGAAGCUCUCAGCUGCAGGCAUGCAUGAAGCCCUGAAGCUUGCUGAGAGGCCAGAGAGAGCUGAGUUUGUGCUGUAAGACAAAACGCUGACUACUGUAGAAAAAAAGGUCAUGAUUCAUGAUCGAAAGCAGAACAAUGGAGAUGAAAUAAACAAGGCAAAUUAGAGGUGGAAACAGAAGGAAGUCAUUUGCUGAGACUGCAGAAUGGAAUACGACUUCUCUCCUUUCUUGGGAUGUCUAAAACGUGACAAACAGGGUGAUCUGUUGUACACAUUACCUUACAAGGGAGAUGGUGACUUCUCCUUUUUUCUGUGGAUCAGUGCUGUUGUGUGUUCUCAGUUUAAGAUAGCAGAUCAUCUCAGCAGUAAGCACACCGACAGAACUGAGUUCCACAAAGGAAGCAGUUUCUGGUGCUUUGCAUAUGUCCAAAUCCAUGCAAGUGGGAGAAAGUUCCAAUGCACACUUCCCAUGCUUCUGAGUCUUGGUGUUGUGGUGAAUAUACAGGAAUCAUUCCUGAGACAGAAUGUAUUUUGUUGUAUGACAGAAGGCUUUUCCAAGCAAACUGCAGUGAGUGUAGUGUUGAAUAUGUUGCAUGUCUAUGUUAGAAAACAGAAUCCAGUCAUCAGCUAAUACAAAUGAUUUCCCAGAGCAGUGUUUGUUUCAAGCUUCUGUCAAAUAGUUUGGCUUUUCUGCAGGGUCUCUGUGAUUUCCCCACCAAUGUACUUUCUUUGUUAACUCACUUAUUAUGGUAUAACUCAGGAACAGGUCUCAGGAUGGAGAGAAGCAUAUAACUUGAGCAAAGCUUUUUGUUGUGCUCUGAAGGGUCUUGAGGGGUGAGGGUGAUGCCUUCUGUGAGGAUUUUUAUCGCAGUGAAGCUCAAGUGGUACCCAACUGCAUUGUAAUUAACAUGAUUAUUGGCAUGCUUUUGACUCUCAUUUUCUACCAGGCUGCAGUGGGCCCACCCAUGGGCUGGCCCAUAACUGUAUGUUAUGUGGAAGAAGUGUGGGAAUGAUGGGUUUUCCAUGAAAUGUUGUGAUGCUUCUGGAGAUGGGGCAUAAACAUGUUCAUUCUUGUUGAGCUGCAUUGUAUUAAACCAAAUUGUGUGAAGCAAGGUCACCUGGACCACUCUUGGGAAAUGCUUCAGAACACCAGUCUGUUCCUUCUAGAGAAUUUGUUUUUGUGUUCUCUGUAUCUUAAAUCAAAUGUGUGCCUAAGCAAUUCCGUCCUCUGAUUCCCACCCCUACCCACCAAAAAAUGGUAGACAUGAAGGGCAGGUAAGGAAACAGAAAAGGUCUCUUUGUGGAUAUAUAUUUUUUAAAUGGCACUAUGUAGCAAUUAAGAGCUAAGGAGACAGAAAGACAGCAGAUGAGAAUAGAAGAGUACCUGUACCUACAAGGGGAAAAAUGAAUGCAAUUCUUUAUUUGAUAAGAGAGAACUGAAAGAUAAUAUUAUUUUCCUACAAUAAAGCAAGCUGUCCUGUCACAGGAUAAAGUGGAAUUCCGACAUGGAUUAUGGACUUCUUCUAACUCCCAUUGACAUUGCUUCUUACCAGACAUGGGGAAGAGUUGCCUUUCCUGAAUGGGGAGGAGGGCACUGUCCUUUCAGACAAAGCUUGUAUAAAUUCCUGAACCGCAAAUUUGCUAAAGUGACCGUAUAUAUUAUAUUCAUAAUUUAAAUGAUUAUUUAUGGUCAGAUACAUAUUGUUAAACUUGAAAAUGUUUUAUUACAUUACAUCAAAUAAAGUUUAUUUGUAGCUGAAAUAAAGCAAUGUAAGUAAAAAUUUUUAAUUAAA
Messenger RNA from Cercocebus atys (sooty mangabey), 3314 nucleotides. RefSeq names its product 5-hydroxytryptamine (serotonin) receptor 7, adenylate cyclase-coupled (gene HTR7). NCBI's taxonomy places the organism in Eukaryota, Metazoa, Chordata, Mammalia, Primates, Cercopithecidae. Gene Ontology annotation, biological process: smooth muscle contraction; chemical synaptic transmission; vasoconstriction. The coding region runs from base 302 to 1600 and encodes 432 amino acids. The record is from RefSeq and is a predicted model, not a curated record. The transcript has 3 exons. Gene Ontology annotation, molecular function: G protein-coupled serotonin receptor activity; neurotransmitter receptor activity. Gene Ontology annotation, cellular component: plasma membrane; dendrite.